AAAUCACUCUCAUAGUAUUUUAAUCAAACCCUCUAUCAUCAAAUAAUAGUUUAAUCACUAUUGCAAAAGCAAACCAACAAGAAAAUAUAUUCAAAAUGAAUACUGCCAAGCUUCAAUAUCCUUGUCUCGCUAAGCGAUAUUUCUCAACUCCAAAUUCAAACAACGAUAAACCGAACACUACUACAACUAACUUUGCAACAACAACAACAAUUCCCACCAUGACCUUGACCGCCACCCUUUCCCAACAAACCGCCAAUGUUGCUGGCUCAACCACUACUGCUGGUGAUACUACAGAUGAUGAAGAUACUGAAACUGCUACUACUUCUUCAUCUUUUCCAACUACUACCAACCCAAUUGGUGUUGAUGGAGAAGUAUUAGAAAACUCAUCUGAUUCUACUAGUCAAAACUCUGAUCAAAUUCAUCAUGGUGAAACAACUGCUUGGAAAAUGAGAAUCAAUCAUGAACAAAUUGUUAAUAAUUAUGAUCUUCAAUGGAAGACUAGAUUAGAUCCUCUUGCAGUCUUUCUUGAAGAAUCAUUGUAUGGUCCAAUCAUUUAUCAAUUUGAACAUGAAUUGAAGGUUAAUUUGAAUAAUUUAUUGAAUCAACAUUCUAUUAUUUUAAUUAGACCAUCAGUUGUUUAUGAUAAUGCUGCUGAUAACCACUCAACUCCUGUAUUGAAGAAUAAUCAAGUUAUUUUGAAAGGUGAUUUGGAAAUUGCAAUGACCUCUAAACUUGCUAUUGAUAAUCUUUUGGUUUUCAAGGGUCAUUCAAAGAUUCAAUUCACUGAUUCUUCUUAUCACCAUAAUAGAAAGGCUUUUAGAUUGGUUUGGAAUUAUUUUACUGUUAAACAAGAUAAGGAAAUCUUAAUCUAUUCAACAGUUUCCACUCCAUUCAGAGUUUUUGCUAGAAAGCCUUCUAAAAAGGAAACUGCUGAAACUACUGCUACCACUGAAAAGAGAGGUAAAAAGAGAAAGGAUGAAUCUAAUACUUCUCCAUUAAUUACACAACAACAACCAUUACCACAACAACCAAGAUCUGCUAGUCCGCAACCAAUUCUUGGUAACCAAAACUCCACCCCUUCAACUUCUCCAAUUUUGAAUCAAAGUAUUGAUUCAAAUACACCAACUAUUGUUGAACCAUCCCAAAAGAAAGUUAAGAAGACUCAUCCAACAAGCAAUACUACUAUUCCUUUGGUUGGUCACCAAAAUAUUCCACCACUCGAAGAACUCAAUAUUCGUGCUGUACCAACCAUUGUUAAUAGUGUUGCAACUGCUGUCGUAUCUCAUUUGAUUUCUCAAAAAGAUAAUGUUAAUCAAGAACUUGUCAUGGAAUUAUUCAAGACAUUGAAUGAUAUCAACAAGAGAUUAGAGAGAUUGGAAAAUUCUUCAACUAUCCGUGGAUGUGGAAACAGUAUGACCUCCCAAACCUCCACCACCACCACAACUAAUAACUCUAAUUCCCAUGACAAUACCUUUUAAAAUUUUGUCAAAAACCUAAUUUAUAAUAUCCCAAUAUAUAUUCUCUAUCUAUAUAAUAAAUAUGUAUUCUAGAAAA
This is a messenger RNA of Naegleria gruberi, 1554 nucleotides long. RefSeq lists its product as uncharacterized. NCBI's taxonomy places the organism in Eukaryota, Heterolobosea, Eutetramitea, Acrasida, Naegleriidae. Bases 96 to 1478 code for a protein of 460 amino acids. The transcript has a single exon. The record is from RefSeq and is a predicted model, not a curated record.